Messenger RNA from Onychostruthus taczanowskii (white-rumped snowfinch), 2085 nucleotides. It is a transcript of the gene CTSS, whose product is annotated as cathepsin S. Lineage: Eukaryota; Metazoa; Chordata; Aves; Passeriformes; Passeridae. Gene Ontology annotation, molecular function: cysteine-type endopeptidase activity. Gene Ontology annotation, biological process: immune response. Bases 182 to 1177 code for a protein of 331 amino acids. The transcript is spliced from 8 exons. The record is from RefSeq and is a predicted model, not a curated record. Gene Ontology annotation, cellular component: lysosome.
UCUCCCCGCGCCCCAAAUCCCGGCGUGGCGGCACCGGGAACGCCCCGGACCCCAGCCCGGACCCCUCCCCAGCCCGGACCCCUCCCCAGCCCCCUCCCCAGCGCCGCGGGUCGGGGCCACCCCGGAGCAUUUCGGAGACCGGAUUUGUCACCGAGGGGUCAAUCCAGCUCAGAAUCCCGGGAUGGAGCCGCUGGCUCCCGCCGCCCUCCUGGCCCUGCUGGUGCUGGCACUGGGACACCCCGACCCCGCGCUGGACCGCCACUGGGAGCUCUGGAAAAAAUCCUACGGCAAGGAAUAUCAUCCCCAGGAGGAUUUUCUCCGCCGCCUGACGUGGGAGAAGAACCUGUGGCUGGUGACCCUGCACAACCUGGAGCACUCGCUGGGGCUCCGCUCCUACACGCUGGGGAUGAACCACCUGGGGGACAUGACCAGCGAGGAGGUGGCGGCUUCGCUGACGCGGCUCCAGAUGCGUCCUCGUCCCCUUCGGAAUUCUGCAUUCCCGGCGCGAUUCCGGCCGCUCGGUGACAUCCCCGAGGCGCUGGACUGGCGGGACAAGGGCUGCGUGACCGAGGUGAAGAACCAGGGCGCCUGCGGAUCCUGCUGGGCCUUCAGCGCCGUGGGGGCGCUGGAAGCGCAGGUGAAGCUGAAAACCGGGAAUUUGGUGUCCCUGAGCGCCCAGAACCUGGUGGAUUGCUCCGGGAUGUACGGGAACAAGGGCUGCGCCGGGGGGUUCAUGACGGAGGCGUUCCAGUACAUCAUCGACAACGGCGGCAUCGAGUCCGAGGAGUCCUAUCCCUACACGGCUCAGAACGGGACGUGCCACUACAACGCCUCCGCCCGCGCCGCCUCCUGCUCCCGGUUCCUGGAGCUGCCCGAGGGCGACGAGGCCGCGCUCAGGGACGCCGUGGCCACCGUGGGCCCCGUGGCCGUGGCCAUCGACGCCACCCGGCCCAGCUUCUUCCUGUACCGCUCCGGGGUCUUCGACGACCCCCAGUGCUCGCAAGAGGUGAACCACGGCGUGCUGGUGGUGGGAUACGGCUCCCUGGAAAACAAGGAAUAUUGGCUGGUGAAGAACAGCUGGGGCGUGCACUUCGGGGACGCGGGGUACAUCCGCAUGGCCCGCAACGCCUCCAACCUCUGCGGCAUCGCCAGCUACGCCUCCUACCCGCUGAUCUAGGCAGACCUGCGCUCCCAACGCCGCCCCAGAGCUCCAGAUUUCCGUGGAUCCCAUCCCAGCAGGGAUUCCUCCGCUUCCAGGGGCGCUGGGCGCCGUCCGAUGGUUGGAUCCGAGGGUUGGGAGGGGAUCCUGGGAAUGGCGUUGGUGGGCAUCCGGGGAAUGCUUUUUUUGGUAAGGGGAGAUUGGGGGUUUGGGAGUAAAGUGGUGAUUCCUGCAGGGAUCAGGUACGGGGAUAACAGGGAUCGGGUACAGGGGUCACUGGGAUCAUUGGGAUUGGGUAUCAGGAUCACAGGGAUUAUUGGGGUCACAGGGAUCACUGGGAUUGGGUACCAGGAUCACUGGGAUCACUGGGAUCAUGUGGAUCAUUGGGAUCACUGGGAUUGGGUACCAGGAUCACAGGGAUUGAGUACCAGGACCACAGGGAUCAUUGGGAUCAAGUAUCAGGAUCACUGGGAUCACUGGGAUCAAGUAUCAGGAUCACAGGGAUCAUUGGGAUCACUGGGAUCACUGGGAUUGGGUAUCAGGAUCACUGGGAUCAUUGGGGUCACAGGGAUCACUGGGAUUGGGUACCAGGAUCACUGGGAUCACUGGGAUCAAGUAUCAGGAUCACAGGGAUCAUUGGGAUCACUGGGAUCACUGGGAUUGGGUAUCAGGAUCACUGGGAUCAUUGGGGUCACAGGGAUCACUGGGAUUGGGUACCAGGAUCACUGGGAUCACUGGGAUCAAGUAUCAGGAUCACAGGGAUCAUUGGGAUCACUGGGAUCACUGGGAUUGGGUACCAGGAUCACUGGGAUCGUUGGGAUUGAGUACCAGGACCACAGGGAUCAUUGGGAUCAAGUAUCAGGAUCACUGGGAUCAUUUGGAUCAUUGGGAUCACUGGGAUUGGGUACCAGGAUCACAGGGAUCAU